UGCCAUCAGAGGUAUCAGUUGUUGUAUCUGAUUCGUCGCCUAUUCACAAAGUUCAUAAUCAGUUAAAAUUAACAGAGCAGAUCGAAAAGAUACCAAAGCUCGUGAGUACAAAAAAAAGGCAGGGAUUAAUUCAAGAAAUUACUCGCAACUUUGAUGAAUCCACUACUCCUUCAUCUAUUCAGGAGAAUGAUUCUAUAUGCGCAUUGUCUCUCAACCCUCCAGAAAUUUCGCUUAUCUCGG
This is a messenger RNA of Funneliformis mosseae, 240 nucleotides long. The record is from the annotation of a GenBank genome assembly. Lineage: Eukaryota; Fungi; Glomeromycota; Glomeromycetes; Glomerales; Glomeraceae.